AUGUCUGAAUAUGGAUAUAGUUCUGCAGAUGGGUUUUCUGAUAAUGAUGAAAUCGAGCUAAGUGAUGAAGCAUUUAGCGAUCAGUUUGAUUCACAUUCAGCCGAUGAACUUACAAAUGAGGAGAUGAAAUUAAAUAUCCAGUACUCCUACCCUACAUCACGUACAUCUGGAGGGGUCUUAACACAUCGUAUGAAGUACAGACCGUUGGAUUUGUGUAUUAUCAAGAGUGAACUGAUUUCAAAAGCCAAAGAAUUGUCUAAAUUCUUAGAAAUAGAUUAUGGACUAUGCAUCAACUUGCUAAUACAUUAUAAAUGGAAUGAAAACAAACUAUUAGAAGAUUAUAUGAAUGCGGAAUCUUUCGAAGUUUAUCUCAAAAAGUAUGGUCUGAACAUCAACCCAGACUUGCAGAAAAACAAUAAUUUGAUAAAAAAAGAUACCGAUUCACUGUGUACAAUCUGUUAUUGUGAAUCCGAUACUUUCUUUGCCUUGGGAAAAUGUCGCCACGAAUUUUGUAUUGAUUGCUAUACAACUUACGUCAGAGGUAAAAUUGAAUUAUCCAUGGUGCUAAUCGGAUGUCCUUAUGCAACUCCCAAGUGUUCUUCCAUUAUGACGAUACAUGAUCUUGAGACAUUGAGCAGUUUUGAUACACGAAAGAAGAUGCCCGGUAUGCCCACCAAUGGUUUAAGCCAACUGCGAAUAUCGGAAGAUGUCUCAUUCUCGGCAAAGAGUGAGCAUACACUUUUAGGUCAAUAUUACAAUAACUUAUGCGCACAGUAUCUUGCGUUAUCGAAGAAAUACAAACGAUGUCCGUUUCCAGAUUGCAAGGGAGUAAUUCAGUCUCUUGGGUUUGAUUCACCAGAAGUAGUUAGCAUUGAAGAACAACAGGACAGGCUAAUUGUUCCAUUAGUAAAAUGUGCAUUUAAACAUGAGUUUUGUUUUUACUGUGAGGAGAAGUCACAUUCACCCUGUCCGUGCGUAGCAGUUAAGAGAUGGAAGGCCAAAUAUAAAGAUGAUAACGAGGACAGUGUCAACUGGAUCGAGCUUAAUACCAAGCAUUGCCCAUCCUGUAACACAUCUAUCCAAAAAAAUGGUGGAUGUAACCACAUGCAUUGUGGGAAAUGCAACCACGAAUUUUGCUGGAUUUGUCAUGGCACUUGGGAUGCCCACCAUUCUUGUACCACCUAUAGACCACCAUCGACAAAAUCUAGUGAGGUGAAAAUGAGUCUACAGGCUUUUCAAUUUUAUUCAAACUUUUAUAACAACCAAAGUUCAUCUUAUGAUAAAGACAGGAGGUUAUUGGAAAAAUUUGAGGAAAGUAUUGAAAAACUACAAAUCAGAAAAGGUUCUUCGUGGAUGGAAACAUCAUUCUAUAAUGAAUGUGUUGAUUCAUUGCUAGAAUGUAGACUGACAUUGAAAUGGUCAUAUGUUUUUCUUUUUUAUUUCUCUAAAGGUUUCGGCAAGCAGUUAGUUGAGAUGGCACAAUCUGAAUUUAGCAACAAAGUUGAGGGACUUUCAAAACUAUUUGCUGAUGUUCCAAUUAGCGAAGUUUUGAAUCGCAAAAGGGCGUUCUUAAGAUGUAAAUGUGAAAUGCUGGAAAGAAAGGAUAAACUGUUAGACACAUGUGUUGACAUCCUCGAGAAUGAGACAGCACGUUCAGUGUUUAAAAGGUUAGCAUAA
Pichia kudriavzevii is the source of this 1677-nucleotide messenger RNA. RefSeq lists its product as uncharacterized. Gene Ontology annotation, molecular function: ubiquitin conjugating enzyme binding; ubiquitin protein ligase activity; zinc ion binding. The transcript has a single exon. Gene Ontology annotation, biological process: positive regulation of proteasomal ubiquitin-dependent protein catabolic process; ubiquitin-dependent protein catabolic process; protein polyubiquitination. Gene Ontology annotation, cellular component: cytoplasm; ubiquitin ligase complex. NCBI's taxonomy places the organism in Eukaryota, Fungi, Ascomycota, Pichiomycetes, Pichiales, Pichiaceae. The coding region runs from base 1 to 1677 and encodes 558 amino acids. The record is from RefSeq and is a predicted model, not a curated record.